GUUACUGCCCACGACACGACGACCGUGCCUGUAAAUCUGCCUGUUCUAGCUACGCGAGGUUCUUUUUCUUGGAGAGGACUAUGCACUGGCAACUUAUAUAAUCUAUAAAAUUGUGCUUUGUUGUUGUUGUUGUGCUAUGACAAGAACAUGGCAAGCCGUGUUCGUAGGUUGUGUGCUUGUCUUCAUUUAUGAUGCUGCGCAAAGAUUUGGUGACGUGUUUGGCACCGAUGCAGACAUGAGCGAAAGGACAUACUCUAGAGACUACCUGUACACUGAAGAACUCGACAAGCAACUACAGACAUGGCUGGAUAAGGCACCAGUAUUAUAUUCCCCUGCCCGGGCUGUCAUAACUCCGCAUGCUGGGUAUAAAUACUGCGGGGAAUGUUCUGCUUUCGCCUACAGACAGAUUGACCCAACCAAUGUUUUAUGAACAACUCGAAGCGACUCGUUUGUUUGUGACGGUGUCACGCCACACAGACGAAAAGGAACACAGCAUUGAAAUGCAGCUGCCUUUCAUCGCAAAAGUCAUGGAAAGAUACGAGGGGUCAUUCACUAUUGUACCAGUGUUUGUCGGAUAUCUGAAUCUAGCGCGUCAGCAGAAGUACGGGGAGAUCUUUGCUCCCUACCUUGCCAAUCCUGAAAACCUGUUUGUCAUCUCGUCAGAUUUCUGCCACUGGGGCAGGAGAUUCGGAUAUACUCCCUAUAACGAGUCCCGUGGAGAGAUCUACCAGUUCAUUGAGCAUCUUGACAGAAUGGGAAUGGAUUUGAUAGAGAAACUCGAUCCAGCUGCCUUUGACAACUACCUAAAAACCUAUAAAAACACCAUAUGUGGGCGAAUCCCUAUUGGAAUUUUACUCAGCGCCGUCAAUACGCUGCGUCGUAACAACGAUAACGAACAGAAGCCGACGCUGAGAUUCCUCAAGUACGCGCAGGAUCGGCAGUGCACCAGCUUGAAUGAUUCAUCUGUCAGCUUCGCCUGCGGAGCUCUCACCAUGCAGUAGUCGCUAUACAACCGCAGCAGUGGCUUCUGUUCUCAAACAACGCGCCGCGUGCAUUAAUUUCUAGGCUCUUUUGAAUUAAAGUUGGAGUAUCGUUAUAUACCCUACAGUCUUCGGAUACUAAAUACUAACUUUUUUAGUUCACUGUAUUUUGGUAUGUCCCUUAAAGAGGUUUGGAGAAGGCCCACCAGUACACACUGCAAAAGAGUUGAACUCAUUUCUGUACGUUACUGACCUCUCGUCGGAUGUUAAUGACAUCGGAUGAAUUUCUUUUGUAGAGCACACAGACGAGCAUGUCGGUCGAGACUUUUGUCCACAAUGAUGCCAUAGAGGUUUCACUGUAGGAAGCAGUUCUAUAGGAUAUUAUCAUUUUGUAUUGCUUUAUUUGUGUAAGAACCCACGGGAAGCCUCCACGUAGGCCCUAUCUCCCCGCUAUGUCGAAUGCGAGCGCGAUGUGUGGAUACCUUCGUGCAAAAUACGCUACAAUUCACACUACCUUUCAAGUAUGAUGGUAUCAGGUAACCUGACCAAAUUGCGAGACUAACGUUAAUACGCAUUUUAAUGUAUUACCGUUUCUUGGAUCUAGGUAUCAGGUAUGGAUGUGGCUCUUAUCCAUUUUUAAUGAUACGGUACAUCACUGAAUGUACUGCGUGAUAUAUUCUCUAAAAAAAUAUAAGGUAUAAAUAUGUAAGGUUAUGUGAUAUAAAGAUUUCUGUACGUGAAACGACAUCACGAUGAGAGAGACGCAUCUUGUGGUGAGAGAAACAUUUCCUUGAGCAUUGUAAUCGUUUUGCAAUAAUACAUAUCAUAAACAAUCGAUUGUAAUUUGACAGCGCUUACAGGUGAACUAUUACAUUGUUGGAUGCACAUGUUGUGAGUAAUAAUUUUGGUUGCUACAGACAUUUAUCGCCUGUGCUAAAAUAGGUGACGGGUAGAUGUUCAUCAUUACGCUCGGGUCUGAGAUCUGCAAUGUUGUCGCGCUCUAUACACCUAAAGAUUUCCCACUAUGCUAUAAUGUGCAUUUAUUUUUGCCGCAUUCCAUUUUGCGCAGGUCGUAUACUAAAGUCUGAUCACUUGUAAGGUGUAUACAUACUCAUUGUAUCUUUAUCGAUCGAAGUGAUCGAUCGAGUGGGAUCGAAUAUUUACGUGUAGCGGGUACCCGUGUAACCGGGCUUUCCCGUUGAAUACCGCACACGCUACGGUCCGAUUUUAUCCGUGCGGUUCUUACCGCAAGAUAUCAAACCAGCUUGGUAUGCUCCGGUCACGGAAAUUCGUACGGGAAAAACCGUAACGUGUGCGCCAGGCUUUAUGUGUAGAUAAUAGUAACUGCCGUGAUCACAUAACGGUCAUUCGCUAAACGGUGACCGUUUAAAUGGUUUUUUUAAUUUACCUGUACAUUUCUGCCUUUGAAGUGAAGAUUUUGGCGAGUAAGGCAGUGAAUUGCCCAAGUUUAUUUUCGUUGUUGCUCAGUUUAGUUUAAAUGUGAUUUAUUUAUGCUACAUAUUGGUAUUUACUGUUCAAUAUAAUAAUACAGAUAUCUAAAUAUCUGAUUUAAAAAAUACCUGUGUGUUAUAGCCAAUACUUUUGCUUGUAUUGUGCUGCUUUUAUAAAUGAUGAAAACUAAAUGACCAAUGCCUUUGUUCUAUAAACAUAAUUAUUUACAUAUACAA
Molecule: messenger RNA, 2668 nt
Organism: Priapulus caudatus
Lineage: Eukaryota; Metazoa; Priapulida; Priapulimorpha; Priapulimorphida; Priapulidae
Product: protein MEMO1-like
Exons: 9
Coding region: 357-1001 (214 amino acids)
Source: RefSeq, a predicted model, not a curated record